AUGUCCUCAUCGCAGGCCCCUGGCGACCGCAACGGUGGCGGCCAGCCUGCUACCAAGUCAUUUUCCCUGUCGUCCAGUUCAAACGGACCGCCCGCAAAGAAAACCGCCUUCAACCUUCAAUCGAGUCGCGGGCGACCCCCAGCUAGCAAGAGCCACGCUCUCCCGCGCCGGCCGCACCAACUUGGUCAUGGUGACGACUCGUCCGACGAAGAAGAAAGCGCCCCCAUCCACGAGGAAGUGUCUGGCUUUGAUACCCUCACUGGUGGAGCUAUUUCUUCCGACGGAAAGGCUCUCAAUGAUGCGAACGAGCCGCUUGUUAUCCCGGUCACGAGCAAAAACAACUGGCGCGAUCGAGCAGGUGUCAAUGUGAAGAAGGGCAAGAAGAAUUUACUGCCACGCGAGGUCCAGGCUUUACAAGAGGCCGAACGAAAUGGACAGGUUCCUAGUGGCGGCGCGGUUGAGACGGAGAGGCCGAGUAUGGCUUACGGUCUCAGUUUUGCGGAUCAGCUCGCAGACCUAGGGAAGACCGGUGCGGCGGACGAAGACCAACCCAUGACGGAUGUAAAACCCGUUGAAGAGACCAAACCCCUCACGGACGACCAGAUUGCUCUGCAGGCAUUGAUCAGUGAGAGCAAAGGUGAGACGGAGCGGAGGUCGGAUCUCAUUAUUGAGUCAUCGAAGCCUCGAGAUGACGAGGACGAAGCACCGGGCCGCUACGAUGAGACGAGCUCUUUCAGAACAGACGUGUUAUCUCGCCCAGAACCUGCCACCUUAGACCAAUAUAACGCCAUCCCGGUCGAGGAAUUCGGAGCUGCGCUUCUCCGAGGAAUGGGCUGGAAAGACGGCCAAUCUAUAGGACGGGCCAACUACGGGUCUUCCGCCAAUGUGGACCGUGCGAACAAGCCUCGUGUCCCAGAACGACGUCCUGGCUUCCUGGGUAUUGGAGCCAAGGACUCAACUGGUGGAAAGGGUGCCGAAGCUGAAUUCGGCGCAUGGGGAAAAGCAGCCAUGCGCAAGGCAUCGAGGAAGGCGGGCGAGGAAAAUGGAAAUGGAAAUACCGAAGGUGUAUAUAUGCCAGUUACGAUGCGGAACAAGAACACGGGCGAGCAUGUCACAGAGGAGGAGCUCGCAGAGCUCAAGAAAGCGUCCAAGUCUGAGCCUGCCAAGGACGACUGGCGUGAACGACGAGACCGCAACUUGGAGAAGAGUGGGCGUGAUAGUGAUCGGGAUCGAGACUAUCGCAAGCGUGACUACGACGACGAUCGCUCUGAUCGGAGGACUGGGUCUUCGCGAAGAGACCGGAGCUCUUCUGGUGGCCGCCAUUCGUCCAGGCAUUCACGUUAUGAUGGCGACGAUCGACGCAAAGACGACCGGUCCUAUCGCGAUCGCGACCGGGAUCGCGAGCGUGAAAAAGAUCGUCGACGGGAUCGCGAUGAUGAUAAAGACUCUCGACGGGACAGGGACCGUGACCGCGAGCGACGACACCGCGACGACAAGUACAGCAGCUCAAGGCACUCGUCUCAUUCAUCUCGACAUGACCGAGACCGUGAUUCUCGCCGGAGUCGGAGGGACGAUUAA
Messenger RNA from Penicillium cinerascens, 1578 nucleotides. It is a transcript of the gene spp2, whose product is annotated as spliceosome ATPase-activating subunit SPP2. The transcript has a single exon. Gene Ontology annotation, cellular component: spliceosomal complex. The record is from RefSeq and is a predicted model, not a curated record. Bases 1 to 1578 code for a protein of 525 amino acids. Gene Ontology annotation, biological process: mRNA splicing, via spliceosome. Lineage: Eukaryota; Fungi; Ascomycota; Eurotiomycetes; Eurotiales; Aspergillaceae. Gene Ontology annotation, molecular function: nucleic acid binding.